This is a messenger RNA of Silurus meridionalis, 3126 nucleotides long. RefSeq names its product kelch-like family, member 42 (gene klhl42). The transcript has 3 exons. The coding region runs from base 297 to 1820 and encodes 507 amino acids. Lineage: Eukaryota; Metazoa; Chordata; Actinopteri; Siluriformes; Siluridae. The record is from RefSeq and is a predicted model, not a curated record. Gene Ontology annotation, molecular function: protein binding.
GUAGUUUGAAAGUUGCGUGAUUGUUUUGAGAAUCGUGUUGAUUUCUGGAGUGAGUGAGAUUGACAUGAAGAUGGACACGUAAGGUUAAACAGAAAUAUAAAUAUAAAUAUAUAAAGUUAUCUAAAGUUUGGUGAUAGUUUUAUAUCAGUCAUGUUACAGAUCCGAUCGUUGUACCAGAUUUCUGCUGGUUGAUUGAUUGAUUAAUUGAUUAAUUAAUUGAUUAAUACAGAACAGUAUAAUGACUUCACUACAAGGCUUUGACUUUGGAUUCAGGCUGCAGCAGCACUGACUUCCUGAUGAUCUCAGCAUUUCCAUAUAUAGGCUUUGGAUGUGGUUCCAGCAGCAGCUCCUUGAGCAGAAAUGUAAACAGUAACAAUCCCACAGACGCGUACACGUGGACAGAGCAGAACAUAAAAAAAAAACCACGAUCAUUCACGGACAUGUCGUCUACUGAGCAGCAGAUCGUGAUCGUGAUGGACGACAGAUCGUACAAUGUAAGCAAGAGCAAGCUGAUCGAGAAGAGCGACUACUUUCGUGCGCUCUUCAGCUCUGGCAUGCGGGAGGCUGGAGAAGCUUCGGUGCAACUUCAAGGGCUGAGUGCACCAGGGCUCGAGCUGGUACUGGAGUUCAUUAACACCUCCAAAGUCCAGGUGGACAACGAGACCCUGGAGGAUCUCAUUGAGACGGCGUCGUUCCUGCAAGUCACCCCCAUCCUGAAGCUCCUCUUGUCUGAGAUCCGCUUGGACAAUUGUGUCGAGGUCUUUAAUCUCUCCGAGGUCUACGGAACGCACGAGCUGCGCUCGGCUUGCCUCAACUUGAUGAGCUGCCACUACCAUCCCAUGCUGCGCAGACCCGAGUUCCACUCCCUGCCUGCGGAGUUGCGCGAGCAGAUCCGAGAGAUGCGGAUGAGAGGCGCGGCGACGCUGGUGGUACUCGGAGACCUCGACCCGUUUUCCAUGCUGCGCUACGGGGAACGAGAGCAGCGCUGGAAGCCGUUUACCAGCAACCUCGAUCCGGACAUGAACAACGUCAGGGGGUACGGCUCGGCUGUUCUCGACAAUUACCUUUUCAUCGCCGGGGGCUACCGGAUGGCGAGUCAGGCGAUCGCCGCGGCGCACUGUUACAAUCCGUGCAGGAACGAGUGGACACACGUGGCAUCUCUGAACCAGAAAAGGGCGAACUUUAAGCUGGUGGCGGUGAGUGGGAAGCUCUACGCCAUAGGAGGACACGGGCUGAGUACAGUCGAGUGCUAUGGUCCUGAGCAGGAUUGGUGGACGUGCGUUUCCUCUAUGCCCAAUCCUCUGACCGAGUUCUCUGCAUGUGAAUGCCAGGGCAUGAUCUACGUCAUGGGAGGCUACACAGCCAGAGACAGGAACAUGAACGUGCUGCGGUACUGCCCCACGUCCGACACGUGGUCUGUCCUCCAUGCGUGCUCGGCCCACAUACGCAAGCAGCAGAUGCUCUCUGUGGAGGACGUCAUCUACAUGGUGGGCGGCUACACACGUGAUCUGAAGAAAGCCAAGCACGCGGAGACCAACCAUUCCGAGGAUACUUUGACAGUGCAGUCGUAUAACGUGCGCACACGCGAGUGGCUGCAGCUCCGAUCCAGCGUUUCCAAGUCGGGCCUGAACCUGACGUGCGCCCUGCAUAACGACGGCAUCUACAUCAUGAGCCGCGACGUUGGGCCCCGCGCCAGCCUCGAGCACCGCGUCUUUCUCAAGUACGACAUCUUCGGCGAAGCCUGGGAGGCUCUCCGGCACUUUCCGGCGAUAGGCCAUAACGUCCUGCUCUGCUCCCUCUACCUGCCCAACAUCCUCUGAUGUUGAUGUCUUCUGUGAGUCCUCUCAGUGGUGAGAGAUCAUUUUAGGGCCGUGUUCAGGCUCAUGACCGAGGAACUGCGAUUUUGCGUUCGGUUGAACAGUUUUUCAGGACCGUUUUUUCACUUGUCGGGGUACAGAUGCCUACCAUGAUGUUGAACUUGCACAAAACCCGCUCAUUCUGAUGCACGUACUUCCUAUUCCCUGCCAUUCCACAAUGUAUAAGUGUGUUGCUAAUACACAGGUGUUACCUGGCCGUGUCCUGGAACACUAAGGGUGCUCGCAAAGCAUUAAAUGACCACUUAGACCUUUAAUUUGGGCAUCUGAUCAAAAAAAGGUUGACCAAAACCCCUUUUUUCUAAGGAUCAUAAAGAGGAAUUGUGCAUUAUAGAGAAUAUACUGUAUAUAUACUGUAUAGUAUGAUGUCUAGACGUCUCAGAAUCGGCAGGUCAUGUGGAGUUUAUUUCAGUAUGCACUGGUUGGGUGUCCAAAGAUCAUACAUGAGCUAGUACUAUGACCUGAACAAUUAGCUGAAAAAGUGAAUUCUGGCGUUGAGGUCAGAGAGCCCAGGCUGACGUGGAACAGUUCCCAAAGCUCUACAAUGGUCACGUGGGCAUUAGAAGUGGACCAUGGAGCAAUAGAUGAUGAAUCACAUUUUACAUAACAGAGUAACACCAGGUGGAGAAAGUGUGAUGAUCCGGGUGAUGUUCUGCUUGAGGCCUGCGUUGAUGUAGAUACCGAUAUAUAUUCUUUGAGAAAUUGCACCCCUUCAUGGUAACAACAUUUCCCUAUUUGAGGGUCAUAUUUAGCACGAUAUAGCUCCUUGCACACCCUCACUGCAACAGAUUACUCAGGAACUUAUUGAUGUUAAAUCAGCUUCCAGAUUCAAUCCGUAGGAGAGUCUGGUCCAUAGAAACUCCAUUGGAGCUGGAAACCACAGCACUCCUCAGAGGUCUCGUAAAGUGAAGGUCGACAUUUUAAAGCUGCCAAUAAAACAUGCAGAAAUAAUAGUCAUACGCUGAAGUUCAGGGUGAAAGUUUGUUGGGCGUUUUGAUGGAUUUUUUGGGUAACGAAUUGGAAUAUACCUGAUUUGGAAGGUUUGGUUUAUUCGGUCUCAAGGUGGCUGCAGAAAUCUGUCACUUUUGGUUGCUGUUUUGUUUUAGUUUUUUCCCCACCAUAGAACAUUUUGUUCUCCAAAGCUCUUCAGCCAACUGAGUUUCAGUGUAAUUACUCUGAACCGAAUCGCUCAGGCGGCAAACCCGUGCAUAAUAUGAACUCUAAAUAAAGAAAUGAAUUCGGGGCACAUUAA